This is a messenger RNA of Pocillopora meandrina, 672 nucleotides long. The record is from the annotation of a GenBank genome assembly. NCBI's taxonomy places the organism in Eukaryota, Metazoa, Cnidaria, Anthozoa, Scleractinia, Pocilloporidae.
AUGGGAGACGAGAUGUUGAGCGUGUUUUACAGUGGAGAUAUUUUUGCCGGCCACGGUAAGAUAAGCGCUCGGGAGGUAGCGAACCUUAAGGCAAGUUUCGAAGAAAAGAGCGAAUUUCGCCUUUUCAGGGACUAUUUUGGACUCAUAAGACUCGUACAGAACGCUGAGUUGAACGGUAAAGGAACUGCAGGGAUAGACAGUUUGUAUGAUUUCACCUACACCAAAAGAUCUCGUGUGGACAGCGUGGGAUCGGAUCACUCUCUAACGAGCUCGGGUUCUGGUGGAAAUCCAGACAUUGAAUUGUGCAUUGAAACGUCAAAAGCGCCAGGCUCAUCUCUCGCGCCCGGCGCACCAACCAGAAACGUUUCCAAACGGAACGCCGAAAACAACAGCGAAGUGGCCAAUCGCAACCGGAAAAACCGCGAAAGUAAGAAGAACAGAAAUGCGAACGUGUGUGUGUUUUGCAGAAAUAAUGGAGAAAGCAAAAAAGUCUAUUCAAGCCAUGUUCUGAAGGAUGCCGAGGGGAACACUACAUGUCCAAUACUCAGAGCAUACACAUGUCCUCUAUGCAAAGCAUCCGGGGACCAGUCGCACACCAUCAAGUACUGCCCCAAAAAUAAAAGCUCUGCAAAGCAGCCGCCGCAGAACACUCCACUGACUCAAAACAUUUGA